AUGUUUUUAGAUAAUAAUCAUAAUGACCAUGAUGAAUCAAAUUAUUCAAUACCGAAAUCAUCACCAUCUUCAUCACCACCUGGGAGUAAUAUAGCAGGGUCAUCAUCACCUUCUUCAAAUAGAUAUGGUAAUAAUUUUAAUAUAAAUAAUAAUAAUGACAAUAAUAAUUAUAAUGUAAAUUCACCAACACCAUCAACAACAACAACAUCAUCAUCGUCAAUACCAAAUAGUAGAGAAAUAUUUUUUAGAGUUAAAGAUAGAGUUAAAAAAGCAUAUUUUAAAGGUAUUUCUGUUGAAGAUUUAAAAUUUUUAUUUUUACAAAAGUUUCCAGAAUUUCCAAAAGAUGUUGAUAUUCAAUUCCUUAUAAUUGAUAAAGGUACAAAUAAAGAACAACAAGUUAUUGAUGUUAAUGAUAUAAAAGAACAUCAAGAAUUAUUAAUUAGACAUGAGUAUAAUGAAGAUACAAAAAAAAGAUCACAAGGUUAUACAGGAUUAGAUAAAGAAAAGAUAGUUUUAGUAAUGGUUGGAUUACCAGCAAGAGGUAAAACAUAUGUUGCAAGAAAGAUAUGUAGAAUGUUAAAUUGGAUGUUAGUACCAGCCAAGGUGUUUAAUGUUGGAGAAUAUAGAAGAUUAAGAAUUGGUGCAGGACAACCACAUGACUUCUUUGAUCCACAUAAUCCAGAGGGUAUAAAGGCGAGAUUGCAUAUGGCAGUUGCGGCAUUGGACGACAUGAUAUCAUGGUUGCAUAACGGUGGUAGGGUUGGUAUUUACGAUGCGACCAACUCCACCAACGAGAGAAGACAAUUAGUAGAGAAAAGAUGCACUCGUGAAAAGAUGACUGUGGUUUAUGUAGAAUCAAUUUGUAAUGAUGCAUCAGUGAUCGAACAUAACAUUAAGGAGACCAAACUAUUGUCACCCGAUUACCAGGGUGUGGAUCCCUCCAAGGCCGUGCAAGACUUUCGUGAUAGAAUCAAUCAUUAUCUAAAAGUUGAAUGGUGUUCAAAAGUCCGUGCUGACGGCUACGAUGGUGAAGUUGUGGUAUGGACCUCAAGUUUGAAACGUGCAAUUCGUACAGCUCAAUAUAUCUCUCAACCAAAGGUUGUAAUGAGAGCAUUGGAUGAAAUUGAUGCUGGUGUUUGCGAUGGUAUGACCUAUGAAGAAAUUCAAGAGAAAAUGCCAGAUGAAAGGGCUGCUCGUGAUUCUGAUAAACUUCAAUAUCGUUAUCCAAGAGGUGAAAGUUAUGAAGAUGUAAUUCAACGUCUUGAACCUCUAUUAUUAGAAUUGGAAAGAACUAAAUCACCAGUCCUAAUCGUUUCUCAUCAAGCCACUCUUCGUUGUCUCUAUUCUUAUCUCAAAGGUAGAGUUAAAGAAGAAUGCCCCUUCAUUAAUAUUCCAUUACAUACUUUAAUUCAAUUAUCACCAAAAGCAUAUGGUUGUGAAGAAACUACUUUUAAAUUAGCAAAUUAA
Messenger RNA from Dictyostelium discoideum AX4, 1467 nucleotides. RefSeq lists its product as hypothetical. NCBI's taxonomy places the organism in Eukaryota, Evosea, Eumycetozoa, Dictyosteliales, Dictyosteliaceae. Bases 1 to 1467 code for a protein of 488 amino acids. The record is from RefSeq and is a predicted model, not a curated record. Gene Ontology annotation, biological process: fructose 2,6-bisphosphate metabolic process. Gene Ontology annotation, molecular function: 6-phosphofructo-2-kinase activity; ATP binding; catalytic activity. The transcript has 4 exons.